This is a messenger RNA of Pomacea canaliculata, 2511 nucleotides long. Its product is annotated as UPF0565 protein C2orf69 homolog. The record is from RefSeq and is a predicted model, not a curated record. Bases 28 to 1209 code for a protein of 393 amino acids. Lineage: Eukaryota; Metazoa; Mollusca; Gastropoda; Architaenioglossa; Ampullariidae. The transcript has 2 exons. Gene Ontology annotation, cellular component: mitochondrion.
UAAAGUGGACGUUUGCUUCGUACUUCGAUGUCUCUUUUUCUGAGCACUUGUCGUCUGCUCUGCAUUUCUGUCCUAUUUGGCACAAAACCAUUAGUAUAUAUAUCAUUUGCAUUUAAGUCCAAAGUGACAGACAAAGUCAAUCCAGGAUUGACAGGUGCUCAUCAUAAUUUUUGCAAGCCAGCGUAUAACAAGGGCUGGGAACAAACUCUGAUAAACAGCCAUUAUCAGUUUUUAUGUCAGGCCGCAAUGUCUGAAGUAAAAUCACAGAUUAACGUGAUUUGCCUAAAGAAUUUAGCUGCAAACAUAGAAAAAAACACUGACGUCAUUGUUGCAGGCCGUAGAUCAGAUGCAACAGAGCACGUUAUCUUCUUUGGUGGAGAUGUACAGGAUUACCCAGAGAACAUGAUGAAUCACCGUGACAAUGGUCGAUAUGUACAAUGGAACAGCAUUGCCACUGCUGAACUCCUAGCUAAAAGAUUCCCGACAGCAAUGGUGAUGGUCUUCAAACCACAGUCCAUGCAUCUCAACACUUUUAGUGUCUACAGUCAGUUUGUAGAAUCCAACGAUUUUGGAUGCCCAAAACAUUCUCGUGAUUUUGGUGCCUGGAGAACUCUUUCUGUUAUUUAUCAUGAAGUUAUAAAGAAUGGUCUUAUUUCAUUAAAGGACUUGUGCACUACUGAGAAAACAGAAAGCUUGCAAAGCUCUGAGAAAAGUUCUGUGGAGGACUCUGAUAAUCUACAUGAAGUUAGAGAAUAUGAAUUAGCAUGUGUAGACAAGGUUGUCGGAGAUGGACAAACAUCUUUCAACAGCUCAGUGGCAGACAUCCCUAUCCAUUUGAUUGGCUUCAGUAAAGGAUGCGUUGUUCUGAAUCAGUUGUUGUUUGAAAUAGAGGCUGCAUGCAAAGAUCGUUCCACACUCCUUCCUCGAGUGCAUGCCAUGACAUGGCUGGAUGGUGGCCAUAGUGGUGGAAGUAACACAUGGAUCACUGACCGAUCAGUGUUAAAAUGCUUUGCGUCACUUCCGAUCACAGUCAGUGUGCAUGUUACACCAUACCAGGUGAAAGAUGAAAUGCGUGCAUGGAUUGGAAAGGAGAAGCGCAGAUUUGUUGAACAACUUACCAAGGAAGGCAUGAAAAUUACUGAUAAAAUUCAUUUCGAAGAUGACCCAAAAUCUAUUGAGAAUCAUUUUAGAGUAUUAGAAGUUUUCUGAGUUAAAAUAUAACACUGUAGAAAAAAAUGGGGAAAACCAUGUUUUUAAUUGUCAUUAGAUAAUUCUCUAUUCUUUUUUCUUCAGAAUAUUUGAAUUGUUGGCCAAAAGUCUUUUCUAACUGAAGGUGCAUAGGUAAUUAAUGAGCAUGCUGCUGUAAAAUCUGAUGCUCUAGAAGAUUUUUUUUAAUUUUUGUUUUUAAUUUCUUGUUUUCUUGAUUUCUUUAAUAUUUGAUUAAAUAAUGUUGUGUCCAACACAUUUUUUCAUCCCUGAAACAUAAUACAUGAAAAGAUAUAUACUCUGUGACUUGAAAACACUCCCUGACUAUUCAGCAGACAUGGGGGACCUAUUUAUCAGGAAAAAAUGGAUAAACUGCCUUUCACAUGCUGUGGCCUAAAUUUAGUGAACCACUGCCUCUGCCACGCUACUACUAUGCUAAUGGCCUUUAAUAACAGCUCUGUAAAUACAGACCAUAGCUUUGGCUAAAGAUAGGAUCAUUUGCAUUUUGUAGGAGGAUCUUAAAGAUAAUAUCUGAUGGGAGCUGAUGUGAAAUGCAGAGUGGAUAAAAAAGUUCAAAAACAUUGUGCCUGGAAUUUUCCAAUAUCACUUUCUACUUUCCACCAUUUUCCCACUUAAGCAGAUUUUAUAGUUAGUCUGAAUUCUUCUACUACCUCUCUUGAAGUUGAAGCAUCUGAGAUGUACAUUGUCAUUUUAGAAGAAUUUGUCAUUUCGUUUGCUGGUUUAGCAGUUGAUUAGCACAGCUUUCCAGUUAAUUGAUACAGUUAAUACAUUGAUAUUUAAUUUAUUUAUCUUCCAUUGAUCAUUGCAAAAAAGCUUAGAAAUGAAUUACAAAUUCUUCUGAGCAGUGUGGUAGGCACUCUUUAUGUAGUAGUAUGUGGCUCAUGUUUAAGUAAAUAAGUCAAUGCUGGGACACUUGCAUUUCACAUAUGCAGGUGAUAAAGAGUUCUAAGUUGAUUUUGUAAUGUUUUGUUACAUAUGCAACUUAAACAUAAGAUUCUGGGCAGUCUUUCAACUUUCGAAAUUUUUACUGCAAAAUUUACUGGUGCAGAAAGUUAUAAACUGUAUCUGUUAAAGUGGAAGUUGCUCAGCAUUACAUGUAUUUUAAGUCAUUUAAAAAAAAAUCCAAAUGGCUAUCACUUGUUGUGGAGCCAUCAUGUGUAUAUUCCAGAGCAGACACGCAAUUACAUUCAUAUUAAGUGCAUGAGAUUUGUGAUGUCAGUGAGAAAUUUCUUUCAGUAUUUAAACAAGCUUUAAAUAAACGAAGGUUGUAUACUUAUAUGGAGA